This is a messenger RNA of Paramecium pentaurelia, 513 nucleotides long. Lineage: Eukaryota; Ciliophora; Oligohymenophorea; Peniculida; Parameciidae. The record is from the annotation of a GenBank genome assembly.
AUGAAGGGAUCUUUUAAAAAUGAUUAAAAUAUAUAACAACAUAUUGAUGCAUCUAUUAAUUUAAAUUCAGAUAAAAGUGAAAUAAUAAUAAAAUAAAAUAAAAUUACUAAAACUAUUAAGAAUUUUAUUGGAUAAACUUUUAUCUCUUAAUUUAUUGUAUUGCAUCCAUCAAAAACAUAAUUAAUGAAUAUUGAUGUAUAUCAAGAUUUAAUGAGUUACACAGCAAAUUUUGUUAACUAAUAAGAUGUGAAUUUAAUAAUUUUUUAAUAAAAUGGCAAUUAACUUAAUUAAAAUAGACUACCUAAUUAUAUAUUAAAGCAUUCAAUAGUGAUUGAAUCAAAUUAGAAAAAAUAGGAAUAAAUCUUAGAAUCAAUUGGAGAUAUAUUAAUAAAUAUUGGAGAAAAAAUUGAAAAAAUAAUCAUUAAUGCAUAUUAAAAUGGAGAUCAUAAUUUAGACAGCGAACUUUAAGCUGUAAUAAAUCAAUAUCAGCAAGUAAUUCAGAAUAUUGAAUGA